Momordica charantia (bitter melon) is the source of this 715-nucleotide messenger RNA. Its product is annotated as StAR lipid transfer-like protein. NCBI's taxonomy places the organism in Eukaryota, Viridiplantae, Streptophyta, Magnoliopsida, Cucurbitales, Cucurbitaceae. The record is from RefSeq and is a predicted model, not a curated record.
CCGGAGAGACAAAUGGAGGAUAACGGAGGAGACGGUGGUAGCAACGCCCACUGGUGGUGGGCUUUGGCCGGCGCAACUCAAUUUGGUUGGGGAAUAGCCUCUUUCAGGCGAGGAUUCAUCGGCAAUUCUAGCCUCAUGCCCUUUAAGGCCUUCGCCGUUGCUUCGCUUUUCGUCGGCGCCGCCGCCUCAUCCGCCAUCGCUUCCCUCAAAGCCUCCGGCAUUCACAAGGUGGAAGACGUGAUGGAAAUUGGGGCUAGUAUCAGGAGUGGAUUGGGGGUUCGUCCAAGGGCACGAGAUGAAUGAGUUUUCGAUUAGUUUGCUGGGCUGGUGGCUGUGUUUAGUGUUUACCUUCAGUUUCAGGAAUUCAAUUUUGGAGAGACUACACAAUUUUCACAGCACAAGUCGAUUCGGGUCGAGUCAAGCCUCCGGAUUGGCCAGGCCAUAACACAGACUGAUUAUGUGAACCUUGGACUUGGAUGGAUGGUAAAAGAGUCAUCAGGAAGGGGGGGCGAUUCCUUUUUAUUGACCCCAUAAUUCGAUACUUUAUGUAUGAAAUGAGUCUUGAUAUUAUUUUACCUUGUGGCGUAGCAAAUAGCAAUGAGCUCACCUCACAUAGUUUACUUUACUGCUUAAUUUUGUAUUUCCAUAACCUUCCAAAAGCAACAAUUUCUUUUUUAUUUAUUUAUUUAUUUUGCUAAAAUCGUUCUUUAUUUUA